AAUUUUCGACAGGAAAUGGCGAAGAGUCAGAGCUAGCGACUACGCUUUCGGGGUCCCAAUGAAGGAAUGGUGGAGACUAGCCUGAGUUAAAAGAUAUUAUAUUCAGUGUCAAUGCUUGUACUAACUAGUAGAUAGGUAGACAAGAGUUGGCUCUGCUCGAGUCAUGCAAGUCAGUCCUGAGUCACAGCCACAUCCAGGAAUAAAAAUUAGACUCAAAGUACGCCGUAAGAGUCAUAGUUUUUAUAGAGUCAAAAGUCGGAGUCAGAAUCGGGGUAAGUGCUUAGCUAUACAGACGAAGUACAGAAUCCUAGCCCUACCUGGUACAUAUAUAAGAAUUCACAUGUAUAGGGAUAGAUAUCCAAUUCCUCAGCAUCCAAACAGUCCCUCUACUCUUUUCAAAGCACACUCUAAAACCCUCGUUAUACCUAGUUCUAAUUCACAUUCACAUCUCACAAUGCCUGGAGGAUUUCCCAAUUUCCGCAACACCCCAGGACAGGACCAACUGAGCUAUGUCCGUCAAGCCCGCGAGAAAGAGAGCAUCGAGAAUGCCUCUAUCGACAGCCGCCAAUCAACUUUGUACUGUGCCCCCCACGAGCAGAAAAGUGGGUUGAAGAAGCUGUUGCAGUCCGCCAAAACUGGUGCGUAACACCUGCCGCGACCUGACUUGACUUGCUUGACUU
Aspergillus ochraceoroseus IBT 24754 is the source of this 680-nucleotide messenger RNA. RefSeq lists its product as uncharacterized. NCBI's taxonomy places the organism in Eukaryota, Fungi, Ascomycota, Eurotiomycetes, Eurotiales, Aspergillaceae. The record is from RefSeq and is a predicted model, not a curated record. The coding region runs from base 164 to 646 and encodes 160 amino acids. The transcript has a single exon.